Mytilinidion resinicola is the source of this 1160-nucleotide messenger RNA. RefSeq lists its product as uncharacterized. NCBI's taxonomy places the organism in Eukaryota, Fungi, Ascomycota, Dothideomycetes, Mytilinidiales, Mytilinidiaceae. Bases 252 to 1160 code for a protein of 302 amino acids. The transcript has 3 exons. The record is from RefSeq and is a predicted model, not a curated record.
CUAUUGUUGACGCUGGACUUUCUUUUGCUGGAUAGUCAUUCAUUUUCGACAAGGCUGCCUUCUGGAACCCUUUUCGUCUACCCACGCGACUCAAGUACCGCAGGACUACAGAGAUCUCCAACUUUGAAGUAUUUAGCAGAUCGUGAUACUGCGCCUGGAGGCACUUCCAAUUACUCAAGGAUAUGUAAAAUAUCUUGUCUAUUUCCGGCAAAUCGCAACGAUUGUCAACGGUACCAAAUCAGAAGCGACAGAUGGUCUUGUUUGGCAAGCGAAAGAGCGAUGGCUGGAAGGUUCAGGUCGCCGCCACUGCGGCGCACGAACACCCCUCGAGUCCUAAUUUCCCGUGGGACCAGCUUCAAGCUCACACAGAUCUUUAUCUGAGGAAGAAAGGGAAACUUACCCCAGCGGAACGCGACUUCAAGCUUGCGGCGUUGGUAGACGAUUACGAUGACCGAGAUGUCGCCAUUGCGGCAUGUGCUUUUGCCAUGUCCUCGCAGACCCUGCGGGUCUUGCUCAACGUUGAGAGCAACGUCACUCCAGUCACGUAUUACGGUCUAUAUGCAUAUCUUCAGUCCCUCAUCGCAGUCAACUAUCGAGGACAGCCCGGCGUGGUUUCGGAUUUGGAGGCCAAAUGGGCAAGAGCGUUGGUCCCGUACUCAUCUCCCGGUCCGCAAGCCGCGGCGCGAUUCCUUGAAGGGGUUGCCAGUGUCCUUAGAGACAAAUUGUUACAGAACCUCCAAUCUAUGCCAAAUUUCUCUAUCUUAACACGGAGGGCUUUGGUCGAUUUUGCCUCUAAUUUGGAAGGGUUCAAGUUGAAGAAUCAAUGGGCAGCUGCGCAAGCAGCCGUUGUAUGGCUUUCCAAACUCCUCAAAAAUCCUUCACCGCCGUCCCAUGAUCUGGGGCCGGAGCAACUCCUAGACAGUCAAUUUCCCAGCUGGAGAAUAUGGGCCGCGUGGAAACCGGACUUGGAUAGAAUACGUCUCUUGGAAAUCCUCCCAGGCCAUACAAAAGCGAUAUUCGUCGAUACGGGAGGCCCUUGUAACUUGUAUCACCGAAAUCAACCAGACCCACGUACGCUUUGGGACGCUGAGCAUCGAAGUCAAGACCCAGACGGCCGAAGAAUUCAAGACUAUCUUAGCUCGGCUUUCAUGUUGCCUUGA